AUGGCUGCCAUGAGUACAGAUGUGAUAGCAACAAAAACUUGUGAUUGUAAUACAAAUCGCUCUUUGGAUAUUACUACUCCUAGAAAUGUACAUCUUUCUGCUUUUUACAAAAGGAGUUUCGCCUAUUACACUGUGAAACUUCGGAUGCCCGUUAUUUUAACAAAUUUAAUAGAUAAUUUAGUAAGAAAUAAGAAACAAAUCAUUGAAAGAUUUGGAGAGGGGACUCAAGAAGAAUUGAAACAAAUAAUUGGAGAAAUAUCUCAAUUUAAAUAUGAAGUUCAAACUAACAAACCAUUAAAACUGUUAAUAGAAGACAAGUUAUUAGGUACAUCACCACCAGAUGUAAAAAUUUACAAUGAAUAUAUACAAAAACAAGAAACACUUGAAGGCCAUGCCACUCAUUUCCACACUAUUUGGCUGUUAACAGAAUGUUACAUGUAUAGAAGAAUUUGGCAAUCAUUUCAGACAAAAUAUUGUCUAAAAAACUUUGAUCCAUUUGAAAAUCAGAAACAACAAUCUUUUGCAUCUUCCUUACCAUUAAUAGAAAAAAUGGGAGAAUAUUUAAUUCGGCUUCUAGACCACGAGGCAGAGAAAACAGAAUUUAUUCAGUUAUUGAAGUUGAAUUUGUGGGGUAAUAAAUGUGAUUUGUCAUUAUCAUUAGGCAAAGUAGGAGAUGAUAAUUCACUUUUUGAUACAGAAGUAAUGAAUCCUUUUAUACUAUGUGAUGAAUCUGAAAAAAUAUGGAAUCUUAUGAUAAGUGAAUCAUCAUCUGAAAUAAUAGAUAUUGUAUUUGAUAACGCAGGUUAUGAAGUUUUUACAGAUCUUUGCUUAGCUGACUAUAUAAUUACAUGUAAAAUGGCAAAAUUAGUUCGACUCUAUGUAAAAGCCAUACCAUGGUUUAUCUCCGAUGUUAUGAAACAUGACUUUUUUUGGAUGUUAGAUCAAUUAAAGAACAGUUCAAAUGAAAAUCUCAAAAAGAUCGGUCACAGGUGGGCUGAUCACAUUUCUAAUAAAAAAUGGACUAUACAUAUCUCUGAUUUUUGGACUCUACCAUUCGACUACACUCAUAUGCCCAAAGUAGAUCCGGAUUUGUAUAAACAGUUAGCUCAAGCGAAAGCUGUGUUUUUCAAAGGAGAUUUGAAUUAUAGAAAAUUAUUUGGAGAACUAAAUUGGGACCCCACAACGCCUGUCGAUCAAGGCCUUCAAAAUUUUAACCCCACAAAUUUAUGCAUCAUGAGAACCAUUAAAGCUGAUAUUGUUUGUGGUAUUCGUAAGGGCAUAGCAGAAGAACUUUCAGCCAAAGAUGAAAAAUGGAUGGAAAAGGGGGAAUAUGGACUCAUUCAAUUUUCAAAUAAAAUUGUUUCUAUUGAUUAA
Messenger RNA from Psylliodes chrysocephalus, 1374 nucleotides. NCBI's taxonomy places the organism in Eukaryota, Metazoa, Arthropoda, Insecta, Coleoptera, Chrysomelidae. The record is from the annotation of a GenBank genome assembly.